AUGGCGAUGGCCAUUGCACCGGACCAGCCGUUCAGGUUAGAAGUUCACAAUGGUGGCCCACGUGCAGCAGUGGGAGGGAUCUUCAGCGGACGAGGCCGAAUGGAACGGGAAGUCGACGCGGGCCGGAUAUAUCUACUGAUCACUGAUCCAACACAUGCCGUGGGAUGCCCUGAUUGGCUGAACCGGGCACGUGGACGGGUGGACGUUCCCCUUUGGGAAAAGGUGCCUGGAUGCCCUAGGCUGCCAUCGAUUCUCUUACCAAAGAUCUACAGAACGCUUUCCAUGGCUGAAGAUUCUCGAGUGCAUGCGUCGUCAAUUGAUCCCUGA
Molecule: messenger RNA, 327 nt
Organism: Aspergillus niger
Lineage: Eukaryota; Fungi; Ascomycota; Eurotiomycetes; Eurotiales; Aspergillaceae
Exons: 3
Coding region: 1-327 (108 amino acids)
Source: RefSeq, a predicted model, not a curated record